UUCCCCACGCGUCCCAGCCCCUGGAGCACUCCUUGCGCCUGGCAUAUAGCAGGCACUGAGUAACAUCAGUGGGAUGGGUACAACCCAGUCCUCUCCCACUCCAGAUCCCAUGCUCUACCCCAUCCCCACGACCUGGUCCCCUAGUUUUGCCCCCAGAGGUCUGGGGGGACUCUGACAAUGUGUAUCCAGUGGAGAGACCAGGAGGCACUGAGGGCGGCAAGCCUUGGUUGAGGAGCAGGGGACAAAAGCCAACCAAGUUUGCCUGAUAUCCAUUAACCAGGCCCCGGACAACUGGUCUCAGCCCAACUGUGCCCACCUUGCUGUGUGGUCUUGGCUCCCUGCCCACUCCACAGCCAUGGCCACAGCGGUGGCCCAGAAGCUUAGCCACUUUCUGCCCAGUUUGCAGCAGGACCACCAGGAGCCUCUGUCAUCUGUGCAGCCAGAGCCUGUCUUCACGGUAGACCGAGCCAAGGUGCCACCCCUCUUCUGGAAGCCAUACAUCUACGUGGGCUACCGGCCGCUGCAUCAGACCUGGAGCUUCUACUUCCGCUCGCUGUUCCAGCAGCACAACGAGGCAGUGAACGUCUGGACCCACCUGCUGGCAGCCCUGAUGCUGUUGCUGCGGCUGGCCGUCUUUGUGGGGACUGUGGACUUCUGGGGAGACCCCCAUGCCAUGCCCCUCUUCAUCAUUGUCCUCACCUCCUUCACCUACCUCUUCUUCAGUGCCUUGGCUCACCUCCUGCAGGCCAAGUCUGAAUUCUGGCAUUAUAACUUCUUCUUCCUGGACUACGUGGGUGUGGCUGUGUACCAAUUUGGCAGUGCCCUGGCACAUUUUUACUAUGCCAUUGAGCCUGCCUGGCAUGCCCAAGUGCAGGCCAUUUUCCUGCCCAUGGCCGCCUUUCUCGCCUGGCUUUCCUGCACUGGCUCAUGCUACAACAAGUAUAUCCAGAAGCCCGGCCUGUUGGGCCGCACAUGCCAGGAGGUGCCCUCGGCGCUGGCCUAUAUGCUGGACAUCAGCCCGGUGGCACACCGCAUCCUGGUGUCCCCCAACCCCGCCACAGAUGACCUUGCUCUUCUCUACUACAAGUGCCAGGUGGUCUUCUUCCUGCUGGCUGCUGCUUUCUUCUCAGCCCUCAUGCCUGAGCGCUGGUUCCCUGGCAGCUGCCACCUCUUUGGGCAGGGCCACCAGAUCUUCCAUGUCUUCUUGGUACUGUGCACGCUGGCUCAGCUGGAGGCUGUGGCGCUGGACUAUGAAGCCCGGCGGCCCAUCUAUGAGCCACUGCACACCCGCUGGCCCCACAACUUCUCUGGCCUCUUCCUGCUCACCGUGGGCAGCAGUGUCCUCACCGCGUUCUUCCUGAGCCAGCUGGUGCAGCGCAAACUCAAUCAGAAGACCCAGUGAAGGGAGAUGGCAGUUGGUAGGGAGGGAGGUAGAGCGGGAGCCCAGGGGUCUGGUCUUGGCCACAUGUGGGAACAAGGCCUGGUAAAGUUGUUUGUGUCUGGAAUGCAGUGACUCUCUGUGCGUGCCUCAGCUGCCAAGGGUGGCAUUGGCCAGUCUUUGGUCCUUCAGUGUAGGGAUUGGCCUGGAGCUGCCGGAGUCUUUCCUGAGCCUGCCCUAGCUCCCUGACUUGGGAGAGGGAAAGAGAUAGAGAUGCGGGCCACCCUGGUUUGCCUCCCCCCAUUGCCUCUCACCAGGCAUGAGGAUGGGAGGGUCAGCUGGGGCCAGGACUCUGGUUUAGGGCUUCCAGAUUGUCUGGUGGAGGUAAAGGUGGAAUGUAGGUCAGAAUUAGAUUUGAGUUUAGGGGCAGCGGAGGCCUCAGCAACUCCCAUCUAGCCAGAUUUCACUAGUGGAUAGGAAGGGGCGGGGCCAAUAUGUAUACAGGGAUUAUCAUUGCUUGAACCCCAGCCUGGAGUUUUGGAGCUUCAGAGUCCUGAGAGUUAAAGAUUGUGUCAGGUGCAAAUGGAUCUCAUCCAGUGCCACAUACCUCUCAGUCCCUGUUCCACACGCUGAGCCCUACUCCCAGCUUUGGCCUCCAUGUUGCACAUGUCCUAUUCCCAGCCAUUCUCCUAGUUAACCUUGUUUGCGAUUCAGUGAUCCAUUCAGUGUUUUCGGGGCUUCUGCUCAGGGCCCUUUGGAUCAAUGCAGGAUCAAAGACUUGAAUGUUGGAAUGAACUGUCAGGGGAAGCACUGAGGAGGGAAUAAUCAGUAUGCCCUGGGGCUCUCAGGGUCUUGUAUGAGAAGGGUGAAUAGGAGUCUUGCAGAUGAAGAAGGAAGGAAUUCUAGGCGAGGGGAAAAAAGGUUACAAAGAAAGGCCUAGAGGUAUGGAAGUUCAAUGGGGUUGGAGCUAGGGGUGGUCUGGUCUCCAAUAUGUCCUAGAUGCAAUAAAGUUACUGU
Phyllostomus hastatus (greater spear-nosed bat) is the source of this 2395-nucleotide messenger RNA. RefSeq names its product progestin and adipoQ receptor family member 7 (gene PAQR7). Gene Ontology annotation, molecular function: nuclear steroid receptor activity; steroid binding. The coding region runs from base 356 to 1402 and encodes 348 amino acids. Gene Ontology annotation, biological process: response to steroid hormone. The record is from RefSeq and is a predicted model, not a curated record. Gene Ontology annotation, cellular component: plasma membrane. Lineage: Eukaryota; Metazoa; Chordata; Mammalia; Chiroptera; Phyllostomidae. The transcript is spliced from 3 exons.